Molecule: messenger RNA, 564 nt
Organism: Geodia barretti
Lineage: Eukaryota; Metazoa; Porifera; Demospongiae; Tetractinellida; Geodiidae
Source: the annotation of a GenBank genome assembly
AUGGUUUUAAUGAUUGAUAACUACGACUCCUUUACCUACAAUUUAGUGCAGUAUUUGGGUGAACUCGGUGCUGAAUUGGAGAUUCAUCGGAGUCGAAAAAUAGGAUUAGACGCAUUAGACACGCUGAAGCCUGAACGGAUCGUCAUUUCACCCGGUCCUUGCACGCCGAAAGACGCAGGUAUAUCCAACGAUGUCAUAAAGCACUUCGCUGGCAAAGUUCCGAUUUUAGGCGUCUGCCUUGGUCAUCAGUGCAUCGGGGACGCGUUCGGUGGUGAAGUCGUUAGAGCAGAGCGGUUGAUGCACGGUAAAACCUCAAUGAUCGUACAUAAUGAGGUUGAGCUUUUCGAGGGAUUGGAUAACCCAUUCGAAGCCACGCGCUACCAUUCGCUUAUCGUAAAAAGAGAGACGCUGCCGGAUUGCCUUGAGAUCACUGCCUGGACGGAUCAGGAUGAAAUCAUGGGGCUUCGGCAUAGAACCUUGCCUAUUUGGGGUGUGCAGUUCCACCCAGAAUCGAUUUUAACGACUGCUGGAAAGAGUCUACUCGGCAACUUUUUGGCGUUAUAG